AUGUGUAUGCGUAUGUGUGUGUGUGUGUGUGUGUGCAUGCUUGCGUUUAUGUGCCGCAUGCACUACUACGUGCACAAGUACAUGUGCAUGUUCAACUGCAUGUUUGCUACCGGACACGUAGACCUGUACGUACAUACUUUGUGGGCGCAUACCUGCACGUGUGCGCCUUCACAAAUGCAGGGUCCCAAGCUUCGAUGGUUCAUUUUUGAACCCAACGCGGCCUUUUUCCGGCGAUCGAUCCCAGCUUACCGCACCGCUACACUUCAACCAGGCGUGGGGACCAUGGCAUUGCUGAGACGAGCCCUGGUUGUCGUUCUGGGUGUGGCCGUUGUGGCAGGCACGCAGGACGAUGCCACCUGCCACCUGGAAGUCCAGCGAGAAGACCGACGGCCGCUUUACAGGCACAACCAGGUUCAGGCGGCGCAGAAGGACCACGGACCUGCGGGACAGCGGCGUGCAACAGCCCAUCCGGCCCAUCAGGCCCAUCAGGCCAAGAGGCGGGGAGCCGACACAGUGGCACUGCAGUCAAAGGAGCGGGGCCAGUGA
Symbiodinium natans is the source of this 546-nucleotide messenger RNA. The record is from the annotation of a GenBank genome assembly. Lineage: Eukaryota; Dinophyceae; Suessiales; Symbiodiniaceae.